CUGCAAAGGGCCGGUCCGUGCAUUGGCGCGCUCCGGUGCGGCAUCCCCCGUCCAGCUCUGCAGAGGCGCUCAGGCUGAAGAUGGCGGGCGUAAGCGGCACUGGUCCCGGCUCCGGUUCUGUUGCUGGCCCGGUCCAGCAGGGGCUCAAGGAGGCGCUGAUGGAGACGCUGACAGCGAUCCUGUCUCCGGUCCAAGAAGUGCGGGCUGCAGCCGAAGAGCAGGUGAAAGUCCUGGAGGUGACGGAGGAGUUUGGAGUGCAUCUGGCGGAGCUGACGGUCGACCCCCAGGGAGCCCUCGCUAUUAGACAGCUGGCGUCUGUGAUACUGAAGCAGUAUGUGGAGACUCACUGGUGCGCUCAAUCUGAGAAAUUCAGACCGCCGGAGACCACGGACAGGGCUAAAGGAGCAAUCCGGGAGUUGCUUCCGAGCGGCCUGCGCGAGUCGAUCAGCAAGGUGCGCUCCAGCGUGGCGUAUGCCAUCUCGGCCAUCGCCCACUGGGACUGGCCCGAGGCCUGGCCGCGGCUCUUCAACCUGCUCAUGGAGAUGCUGGUCAGCGGGGAUGUGAAUGCAGUGCACGGAGCCAUGAGAGUGCUCACAGAGUUUACCCGCGAGGUGACAGACACUCAGAUGCCCCUGGUUGCGCCAGUCAUUCUGCCUGAGAUGUACAAGAUCUUCACCAUGGCAGAGGUCUACAGCAUUCGCACGCGGUCCAGGGCCGUCGAGAUCUUCACAACGUGUGCCAACCUGAUCUGUGCCAUUGACGAAGUGGAGAAGGGGGCUGCCAGGGCACUCAUCUUCCCCGUGGUCCAGCAGUUCACAGAAGCCUUCGUCCAGGCGCUGCAGAUGCCAGAUGGGAGCUCCUCAGACAGCGGCUUGAAGAUGGAAGUCCUGAAGGCGGUGACAGCGCUGGUGAAGAAUUUCCCCAAGCACAUGGUGUCCUCCAUGCAGCAGAUCCUUCCUAUCGUGUGGAACACGCUCACUGAGAGCGCCGCUUUCUAUGUGCGGACCGAGGUGAAUUACACUGAAGAGGUGGACGACCCCAUAGACUCUGACGGUGAAGUCCUGGGCUUUGAGAACCUGGUGUUCAGCAUCUUUGAGUUUGUGCACACCUUACUGGAGAACAAGAAGUUCAAGAGCACGGUGAAGAAGGCUCUCCCAGACCUCAUCUACUACGUCAUCCUGUACAUGCAGAUCACAGAGGACCAGAUUAAAGUCUGGACUGCCAAUCCACAGCAGUUUGUCGAAGACGAGGAUGACGACACCUUUUCCUAUUCUGUUCGGAUCUCCGCUCAGGAUCUGCUUCUGGCCGUCUCCACGGAGUUCCAGAACGAGAGCGCUGUGGCGUUGGCAGCAGCUGCCACCCGCCACCUGCAGGAAGCCGAGCAGGCCAAGAACUCGGGCAGCGAGCACUGGUGGAAGGUACAUGAAGCCUGCAUGCUGGCCCUGGGCUCAGUGAAGAGCAUCAUCACUGAUAAUGUGAAGAAAGGACGCAUCCAGUUUGACAUGCACGGCUUCCUGACCAGCGUCGUCCUGGCUGAUCUCAACAUCUCUGUGUCUCCCUUCCUUCUGGGCCGGGCUCUGUGGGCGGCCAGUCGCUUCACUGCAGCCAUGUCUCCGGAGCUGAUCCAGCAGUUUCUCCAGGCCACGGUCAGCGGGAUGCACGAGAGCCAGUCUCCCUCCGUCAGGAUCUCCGCUGUGAGAGCGAUCUGGGGCUACUGUGACCAACUCAAGAUCUCAGAGUGCACUCAAGUCCUGCAGCCCUUCCUGCCCAGUAUCCUGGACGGGCUGAUCCAGCUGGCCGCCCAGUUCAGCUCGGAGGUGCUCACUCUGGUCAUGGAGACCCUGUGCAUCGUGUGCACCGUGGACCCUGCCUUCACCUCCAGUGCAGAGAACAAGAUCUGCCCCCUCACCAUUGCCAUCUUCCUGAAGUACAGUAACGACCCCGUGGUGGCCUCGCUGGCCCAGGAUAUCUUCAAGGAGUUGGCUCAGAUUGAAGCCUGCCAGGGGCCCAUGCAGAUGAGACUCAUCCCAACGCUGGUCAGCAUCAUGCAGGCUCCAUCAGACAAGAUCCCAUCGGGACUGUGCUCUACGGCGAUCGAUAUCCUGACCACAGUGGUGCGGAACACCAAGCCCCCGCUGUCGGAGCUGCUGGUCUGCCAGGCUUUCCCAGUGGUGGCACAGUGCACCCUGCGCACUGACGACCACGCCACCAUACAGAACGGAGGAGAGUGUCUGCGGGCCUAUGUCUCUGUGGCUCUGGAGCAGGUGGGCCUGUGGCACGACGAGCAGGGCCACAGCGGGCUCUGGUACGUGAUGCAGGUGGUGAGCCAGCUGCUGGACCCACGCACCUCCGAGUUCACGGCCACCUUCGUGGGCAGGCUGGUCUCCACGCUCAUCGCCAGGGCAGGCACGCAGCUCGGAGACAACCUGGACCAGAUCCUCCGAGCCGUCCUCAGCAAGAUGCAGCAGGCAGAGACGCUCAGCGUCAUGCAGUCCCUGAUCAUGGUGUUUGCUCACCUGGUGCACUCUCAGGUGGAGCCCCUGCUGGAGUUCCUGUGCAGUCUGCCCGGCCCCACAGGAAAGCCAGCCCUGGAGUUCGUCAUGUCGGAGUGGAUGAACAGACAGCACCUCUUCUAUGGGCAGUACGAGGGCAAAGUCAGCACUGUGGCCCUCUGCAAGCUGCUGCAGCACGGCAUCAACACAAACGACAAGCGGCUGCAGGAGAUCCUGGUGAAGGGAGACGAGAUCUUCAACCCCGACGAAGGGAUCCGCACCAGGUCCAAAGCGGCCAAGAAUCCCGGGCGCUGGACCAGCAUUCCCUUGCUGGUGAAGAUCUUCAAGCUGAUUAUCAACGAGCUCUCCUCUGUGGUGGAGGCCAGCUCAUCCAGGACAGCAGCAGGAGACUGGAGCCAAGAGUCCAGUGAUAUGUGGGAAGACCAGGAUCACGAUGAGGAGGAGGAUGAUGAGGAGGAUGAGGAUGAUGGACUGACGGGGCAGCUGCUGUCAGACCUCCUCUCUUCCAAUAAAUACGAUGAAGAUUACUAUGAAGAUGAUGAAGAGGAAGACCCAGACGCUCUUAAAGAUCCAAUUUAUCAGAUCGAUUUGCAGGCAUACCUGACUGAUUUCCUCCGGCAGUUUGCACAGCAGCCUUGCUGCAGCAUGUUCUCUGGGCACCUGAACGAAGCGGAGAGGAAAAUCCUCCAAACCAUCGGCAUCUAGAAGAGCAGCCCUUAUCCCCUACGUCGUGUCUGAACGUUUCACCGUGGCGCGCUCUCCUUCUGUCAGAGACACGCCUCCUCCGUGCUCCAGCAUGUCUGUCGCUGGAGAAUGCCAGCUGCUUCUUUUUCCAUUUUUUUUUUUCUUUAAAAGCACCCUUUUUUUUAUUUUUUAGGACUGUAGGGAAGACCUCGCAAGGACUGGCGCUGUUAGAAACGAGGGAGGGAGUACGGGGGUCUGGGGAUCUUUUUAGAAGCAGGGAGGGGUGGGGGUGUUUGACAGUCCGUUUCUUGUGGAGGAGAAUUUAAAAAGCUGUCACUGAAAGAGGUCUGGAUGAAGUCUUUUAACGCAAGGGUGCAAUGCAUAGGGAAGCCAGUGGGGGGGGGGGCAUGGUUCCUGAGGUCCCAAGACCAAACGGACCUCUCUCUGUGUGUAAUGUUUAGCCCUCAUCUGUGGACCUUUUGUAAACCUCUUUUUAGAUUACGAACGACCUUUAUAGAUCCCUGGAAAGUAAAGUAGAGGCGGCUCCCAGAUUGCCUUGGUGAACAGAACACUGAGGUUGUGUGCACUCACCCAGCUUCUGUAGACCUGGUAGGGGCAUCGCUGGCAUUGCAGCGUUUUGUAUGGCCCGUCUGCUUUUAGCAUUGGGGUUUUAAUCAGAUUUCAUAGCGGCUGCACACGACCAGAGGCUAGCCAAUGAGAAUCUGAACUUCUCAGAACUAUAGGUAGUCUUCUAUCCAGACCGCCGUCGAUCCUACCCUACGCUUCCCCUCGGUUGUGAGACAUCCUUCGAUGGCCUACCCUGAGAACAGCUGUCCCAGAUUUAGAAGUAAUUCAGUCCGAGCAGGAGAGGCUGAACCCUUCCAGUACGGUCACACCUUUCCAAAUUCAUUCUGGGAAGCUCGUUUUCAGUCUGACGAUGGGAGCACCCCGGAUAGCGUCGCCACCUGCGCGCCAAAUGAAGGAGCGUUUUCCAGACCGGAAACCGGGAUCACAACUUUUAUACUACCGUACCCCCAAAACACUGCUUGCAGGAUUGAGAGCCUGUGUGAUCAUGGAUUAGACACAAGGGCUGUAUGGAAUUAAAGUGACUGGCAUGUAGCUGGCCUGUGAUAAAUGGCUGCAUGUUUUAGUGUGCGCCUCUGUUUCCCACUCCUACCUUGUGGGUGAAUUCCUGCUGUAUAAUAUAAAGCACUGGCCAGCGCUCGCGCUCAUACAGGAAGUUGCUGAGCACUCUGAGAAUUGUAGUUUUGUGCGUUGAUAAGACUACAGCAUUCCUUACCCCCUACGUUGGCACUAUAUUAUUGGGAGGUCAGUUUGGGAUACAGGGCACCCUCUCCCCCCUCCCCCCUCCCCGACCCAUGUAAACCAGCUGUGUCAACGAGGGCACCUGCUUAACAGGACAUGAAGUCCCCAUUUGUCUUCUGUGUCAUUUAUAGGAUGCUGAUUAUGAAAUAUGAAGUGAGUGACUGAAGUGAUCACGUCCAUAAUGCUGUGUCGCGUGACACCUGUUCGCCAUUUGUUCCCCCCCUUUUUAGUAGGGAAAAUAAAAGAGAAGUAAUGAAAAA
Molecule: messenger RNA, 4783 nt
Organism: Polyodon spathula (Mississippi paddlefish)
Lineage: Eukaryota; Metazoa; Chordata; Actinopteri; Acipenseriformes; Polyodontidae
Product: importin-9
Exons: 24
Coding region: 81-3218 (1045 amino acids)
Biological process (GO): protein import into nucleus
Cellular component (GO): cytosol; nuclear envelope
Molecular function (GO): small GTPase binding
Source: RefSeq, a predicted model, not a curated record